AUGUCUGAGACUGCCUCUGAGGAGAUGAAGACCACGUUGGCAGUUACGACUGCCAAUGCGGAUUCCCCAAAGAUGGUAAAGGACAAGCAGGGCCGUGAUGUAGUUCUGAUUCCGCAGCCUACGGACGAUCCAGAGGAUCCUUUGAAUUGGCCGAUAAGAAAGAAGAUAAUCAUCUUCGCCUCCGUCUGUCUGGCUGCUUUCGCAGCUCAGAUGUCGCCCAAUUCAAACAUGCUCACCUUCAUGUCCCAGGUGCCAGUAUAUAACAAGACCCCAAACGACCUGCUUUACUCCGUCUCAGCUGGUCUCGCUGGCUGGGUCGCCGGUCCCUUCUUCUUUAUUCCACUGGUUGGAGUGAUCGGACGAGGUGCUGUCAUUUUCUGGAGUCUCGUUUGCAUCUUCGCCGGCCAGAUUUGGGGUGGUGAGAUGACUGGUGCCAAUGAUUACAUUCCGUUCACCAUCUCUCGACUCUUUACUGGCCUUUUUGGUGGUAUUCCAGCCAUUCUUGGCAGCGGAUACAUCAUUGACAUGUUCUUUCUGCACCAGCGUGGAAAGGCUUUUGCUGUUUUCGAAAUCAUGAUCAUCUUCGCCGUCGUCGGCGGAGGAACACUGGGAGGUUUCAUCGCCAACAAUAAUCCUUGGGACCUUGUUUUCUGGUGGACCCUCGGCCCCAUCGGCGCUGCGAUGAUUCUGGUCUUUAUCUUCGUUGAGGAAACUACAUACAACCGCGAAGCUGCCGUCCCCCGUCCUCCUCUACCCAAGAACUGGCUAGCCAACAGAAUUGCCACCUUUUUCCCUGGCACAAGAACACAGCCUGCUGGCAAAGGCAAGGAGUUUGUGCGACGGGCAAUCAUUCCCUUCCAAAUCACUUUUGCUCCCAUUACCCUUCUCAUGGGAACGUACAUCUUCGUCGCCCUUGGUUUGCCCAUCAUGCAAGCCUCCACUCUGGCUACCUUUAUGGAGCCUCCCGUUGUCGCUGGCGGUUAUGGCUUUUCUUCACUGCAAAUGGCUUUUUUCACCAUGACCGCAUGGGUUGGCAUCCUCUGUGCCCAGAUCUAUGGCUUCUUUUUCAAUGAUAAGACACCCCUCUGGGUGGCUCGUCGUCGCGGUGGCACCUGGCACACCGAGUACCGCCUGGCGAACACCAUCCUGCCAUCGAUCAUGCUACCCAUCGGUCUCGGUUUGUGGGGUGCUGGUCUGCAAUAUCAUCUCCAUUAUAUGGUCCUUGCUCUAGGAUCCUUCUUGAUCUGGUUCGGCGCUCUUCUCGCCCUGCCGGUCUGCUACAACUACAUCAUCGAAUGCUUCCUGCAUAACCCCGUCGAGGCCUCCGUCUCCCUGAAUGCCUACCGCGUUACCUUCGGUCUGAUCUCUGUCUUCAUCACUACUAACUGGGAAGAUGCCGUUGGUGUGGGCUGGAUGUGGGGGAUGGGUUCUUUUUUCAUUCUAUUCGUCGAUAUCAUCAUGAUUGGACUUAUUCUCAAGGGCCAUGUUGUCCGUGAGUGGACUACCAAGUUGAGCAAGACUCUUGCUUUCACUGAAGAUGGAGCAACUAUCAGCACGAAGCAGGAUGUGGUUGCUUAA
This is a messenger RNA of Talaromyces amestolkiae, 1578 nucleotides long. RefSeq lists its product as uncharacterized. The record is from RefSeq and is a predicted model, not a curated record. Bases 1 to 1578 code for a protein of 525 amino acids. Gene Ontology annotation, molecular function: transmembrane transporter activity. NCBI's taxonomy places the organism in Eukaryota, Fungi, Ascomycota, Eurotiomycetes, Eurotiales, Trichocomaceae. Gene Ontology annotation, biological process: transmembrane transport. The transcript is spliced from 3 exons.